UUCCACCAUCAAAAAACCACACACACAACACAAACCUUAACCCACACUGUUCCCACACCAAAAUUCAACCAUGUCGGUGAAGUUGUUCGCUUCGCUCUCUCUUGCCGUGUGGCUCUUCACGGCCACAUCAACACUGUCCCAAUCCAACCUCUACGUGCUGGACACACACGGCGACCCUCUGGAAACCGACGAGGAGUACUUCAUCCGACCAGCCAUAACAGACAACGGUGGCCGUUUCACCCUGAUCAACAGGAACCAAUCCUGCCCUCUCUACGUUGGCCUCGAAAACACCGACCUCCCACAGGGAUACCCUGUGAGAUUCACCCCUUUUGCCAACGACGACGACGAUGAUGAAGUGAAGGUGAACCGCGACCUGAAAGUGGAGUUCGUUGAGGUUUCUUCCACGUGUGUGCAAUCCACCGAGUGGAAGCUGGGUGAGAAUGACACCAGCAUUGGAAGAAGGGUGAUCAUCACUGGUCGUGAUGACGGAACACGAAAUGCUGGAAACUAUUUCAGAAUCGAGGAAACAGAGAAUGCGAGUAUCUAUAACAUUGGGUGGUGCCCCACUGAGGUGUGCCCCACUUGCAGGUUCAUUUGUGGUACUGGUGGGAUUGUUCGUGAGAAUGGGCAGAUUUUGUUUGCUUUGGACGGUUCUCCUCUCCCUGUUGUGUUCCAGAAAAAGGAUGAUUGAAUAUUCUGUUUGUUCAUGUGAUUCCAGAUGAUAUUUACAUGUAUAUUGGAUGAAAUAAAGAUACUCAUUUCUUUAGUAUU
Molecule: messenger RNA, 771 nt
Organism: Vigna unguiculata (cowpea)
Lineage: Eukaryota; Viridiplantae; Streptophyta; Magnoliopsida; Fabales; Fabaceae
Product: kunitz type trypsin inhibitor 106-like
Molecular function (GO): endopeptidase inhibitor activity
Source: RefSeq, a predicted model, not a curated record